AUGCAGUUGAUCAGCCUGAUGGCCGCCGUUGUCUUUGGCACCGCGGCCGUUGCUGCUGCCCCUGCCCCUGCCGCUGGCGCCGCUGGCGGCCUCCCUGGUCUCGAUGCCGUUCAAAGCGGCUACGCCAGGUCCAUCAUCGCCAAGGCAAAGACCGCUGGCGUCGGUCGACGUGGCUGCGCAGCCGCGAUUGCCACUGGUCUUGUCGAGUCUACGCUGAUGAUGUACGCGAACAGCGCGGUCCCGGAGUCGCUGAGGCACCAUCACGACCGCGUCGGCUCCGACCAUGACUCCAUCGGUCUCUUCCAGCAGCGUGCCUCUGUGUACAGGAACAUCGCCUGCGACAUGGACGCCGGCUGCUCUGCCGGCCAGUUCUUUGCUCGGAUCAAGGGCGUCAGUGGCUGGCACACCAUGGCCACGGGCACUUUGAGCCAGACGGUCCAGCAGUCAAGCUAUCCCGGUCGCUACGGUGCGCAGGCGCGAGCCGCUGCCGCCAUUUGCGCUGCUGGCGGCUUGUGA
This is a messenger RNA of Metarhizium album ARSEF 1941, 516 nucleotides long. RefSeq lists its product as uncharacterized. NCBI's taxonomy places the organism in Eukaryota, Fungi, Ascomycota, Sordariomycetes, Hypocreales, Clavicipitaceae. The record is from RefSeq and is a predicted model, not a curated record. The transcript has 2 exons. The coding region runs from base 1 to 516 and encodes 171 amino acids.